This is a messenger RNA of Ruditapes philippinarum (Manila clam), 2666 nucleotides long. RefSeq lists its product as uncharacterized. The coding region runs from base 331 to 1650 and encodes 439 amino acids. The record is from RefSeq and is a predicted model, not a curated record. Gene Ontology annotation, molecular function: protein binding; GTP binding. The transcript is spliced from 5 exons. NCBI's taxonomy places the organism in Eukaryota, Metazoa, Mollusca, Bivalvia, Venerida, Veneridae.
AUUAGGGAAUGCAGCUUCCAAUACAUAUUUAAUUCAUUCUUUCAUUCAAUUUAGACAUAUUCGGUAAGAAUUUCAUAGAUUUCAAGUAAUUUUGAAAUAAUACAUUUUACGCAAGGAUGAGCAUAGUAUAUCUUUAAGAACACCCGGUAUGAAGAAAAUAUUGUUUCAGAAUGACGAAUAUUUGAAGACGAAAAUGGAUGAUAGUGAAGCAGACCAGGAACGAAACCCGGACGAAUUAAAUAUGAAGAGUUACCUGGUGUUAUUACAUUCACUUCUGAACAAGUUACCGGUGCCGGCUGUAAGAGCGACCAAGUAUCAGUACUGACCAACAUGGAAAUAGGUUCAAUCAAAGGAAAUGAACCGUGUGAUAAACCAGGGAAACCUAGCGCAGUUGGACAAGUUCAUGUAGACACUGUCCUUUUGGUUUGGGAACCACCAAAAGAACUGUAUGAAAACUUCAACUAUCAAUUGAGAUACAAAGAAAUUAAAGAAAAGCAAAAAUGGAAACUUCAUCCAGAAUUAAUGGCCAGUAGUACAGUCACUUUGAGCACUUUAAGAUCCGAUACACAAUAUAUAUUUCAAGUCCGAAUGGUGGAUGAUGAGAUUGAAGGACCGUACAGCGAAACAAGCGACCCCGUUCAGACUAUUCAAUCAGCCGCUCAACAAUUACUGGAAUUUACUUAUGAUGUUUCAAGACCAGAUGUUGAAAUGCCAUUGAAAAAAAUUUCAUUACAAGAAAACAAAGGAACAAGAAACGAAUUAGCAAAAACAAGGAAGUUAGUUAUAGGUGAGGCGAGCAAUACGCAUUUUUCAGAAAGAACAAUCAUGCUUGUAGGCGCGACAGGAACAGGGAAGAGUACACUUGUCGACGGGAUGGUGAAUUAUAUACUUGGUGUGAAUUGGAAUGACAAAUACAGACUAACACUAGUUGAUCUGGAAGAUGAAGAGAAAGAUACAGAUGCUGAUCAGGCAGUCUCGCAGACUCAAUGGAUAACAUGCUAUACUAUACAUCCAAUGCGUGGUAGCCGGUUGAACUACACUUUAAACAUCAUAGAUACACCGGGAUUUGGAGAUACGCGGGGAAUUGAUCGAGACAAGGAAAUCAUUGAUCAAAUUCGUACAUUGUUUUCUUGUGAGGAUGACACUGGUGUUUUUUACAUCGACGCUGUUUGCUUUCUUAUUAAAGCCCCCGAUGCUCGUCUAAUACCCACACAGAUGUACAUUUUUAGUGCUAUAAUGACUCUGUUCGGGCAAGAUACAGAGAACAAUAUAUGCAUGCUUGUUACUUUUGCGGAUGGGAAACGACCCCCUGUAUUAUCUGCUUUAAGAGCAGCAAAACUACCACAUGAGCAGUACUUUCCAUUCAAUAAUUCAGGUCUCUUCGCGGAGAAUACCGGCGAUAAUGUUUCGUGUUUUUCCCCUAUGUUUUGGGAAAUGGGAUGCAAGAGUUUUCAGAUGUUUUUCAAUAAGCUCACCAAGAUGGAAACAAAAAGUCUUCGGCAGACGAGAGAUGUUCUUUCACAGCGUGAGCAGAUAGAAUUAACUAUGGACAAUCUGCUUCCUAAGUUAGAUGCUGGGUUGAAUAAAAUCGAAGAAUUGCGCGUUGAAAUCAGAAUAUUAAGAUUACAAAACUCAAAUAGAAGAAAAUAGCGACUUCACUUACACUGUUUCUGAAACAGAACAAAAGCAAAUCGAUCUUCCAAAAGGCAAGCAUGUAACGAUUUGCCUAAAUUGUCAUAUGACAUGCCACAAUGAUUGUGCCUAUGCAAAUGACGAGGAUAAGAAGCAUUGCUGUGCAAUGGACAGCAAUGGGAAUUGUACACAGUGCCAGGAGCAUUGUUUUUGGGAUAUUCACAGAAUACUCCUUAUAUAUUUGAAUAUGUUACAGUACAGAAACAGAGGACGUAUACAGAGAAGCUGGAAAAGUACCGCCGGGCCGAAGGAGAAACAAUGACGCGCAAAAAGGUUGUAGAAAGAAUGUAUGAUGAACUAUACGACCUAGAAGAUGAUAUAAUGGGGCUGAUGGAUACAAUCAAUACUUGUAACAACAUCCUUAGAGAGAUAGCUCUUCGACCUGACCCGCUUAGUGUUGUUGAACAUAUCGACCUCCUGAUUGAAAGCGAGAGACUGGAAAAACGACCGGGCUUUCAAGCAAGGAUUGUAUCCCUUAAACAGUGUCGCAAAAAGGCAAACGUAGGCGACGAUGUAGAUCGAUUUACAACAGGGUUUACUGACACGACGAAAAUAAUCACAGCGCAAGUUAACAUACCACCGAAACCCCCAAGAAAGAAGCAGAGGACUAGGGGAAAGUUCAGCUUGUUCAAACCAGUUGUGGAUAUUGCGAACAUGUUUAAGAAUUGACAGGUUCAAUGAGAAAUAUUGAACUAAACUUCAUGCAUGCUGAAGUUCUUUGAACUGUUUUAUAUUGAGUGACUGUUCAGUAUGUACUGUUAGUAAUAGUUCUAUUGACAUUUCAUUAUUUUUAUGAUUUGGCUUCUCUCUUCUUACGUAUUUUAUUCCGAAAACGUAUCAUGUGUGUAUAUGAUUCAACGACAUUGACUUCGUUAACUGAUGAUUUAUGCUGCUUUUGAACUUUUUUCUUCUUUAUAACGUUUCCCUUUGUUAUAAUGUUAGUUUUAAAUGAAUAAAACAUAGACAUUUCGUUA